UUUUGUUAACAGGAUGCGUCUGACGGCUCGUCGUAGUGUACUAAUUGAAUUUGACGGAUAUUCGUAGGGCUGAAUAGAAAAUCGGCUUGUCUUAUGAAUUGAGUCGGGAAUUGACAAUGGUGCAGGACUGUCGCAGAACGUAUUAUUUGACGCGAACUGUAUCUUAUUGGGUCGCAAAAUAAUAGAAGUUGCGUUGAGGGAGAGCUAUGUUUGUAAACAUACUGUCGCUAUUGGAAUUGAAUCGUCUUUUCUGUAUCGCCGAAUGUAAAUGGAUAUGGCAGAAGAGCGCAAAAGCAGAAAGGGAAUGAGUUCUCCAAUACCAGUUCCAUCUGGAGGCUCACGUCAAAGUUAUGAUCUGUCAUCUCCUGGCCACCUUCCAGAUCAGGGGAGAGUAAUGACACCACCAAAUUCUUCAGGCCGUGCAUCAGUAGGAGCAUCGAUUGAUCAGGGAAGAGUAAUGACUCCACCAAAUUCUUCAGGACGUGCAUCAGUGGGAGCGUCGAUCAAUGUAGCAAACUGGCUUGACAACAGUGUGUCUAAAUCUGGAGAAUCUCCUGCAUCCGACAAGUUACAACCUCUAACAAGAAAAGAGUCGUACAAAGCCCAGCGCAAAAACUACUGCCGAGAGAAGAAAAGAGUGGCUAAAGAACUACUGAGCUCUCUCAAAGAUCCAUCUGUAAUUGUAUUAGCUGACUGGUUAAAAGUUCGUGGCACGCUUAAGAGUUGGACUAAGUUGUGGUGUGUGCUAAAACCAGGACUUUUACUAUUGUACAAGAGCUUAAAAUUGAAGAGUAGUCAUUGGGUAGGAACAAUCCUUCUCAAUACAUGCCAGGUAAUUGAAAGGCUCAAAAAGGAUGGAUUCUGCUUCAAACUUUUCCACCCACUGGAGCAGUCCAUAUGGGCACCUAGAGGACCACACAAUGAAACGAUUGGUGCUGUUGUUCAGCCAUUGCCAACAUCUUACCUGAUAUUCAGAGCACCUUCACAAGCAGCUGGCAAGUGCUGGCUUGAUGCUCUGGAGCUCUCUCUCCGUUGUUCAUCAUUAUUGGUUAGGAGUAGUAGUGCCUGUAACAGAGGCUCAGCUGAUGCUACUACCAGCCACGAAACACAGUGGAGUGAAGCUGAUUAUGAGCGCCAUUUCAAUGAUCAUGAUUUGGAUGACCUCAGCCAGCCAGACAAUGUACCUGAACAGCUCUCACUGUCAGACUCGGAUUCAGAGGGAUCAACUGGCAAGCGAGAUGAAGUGGGUGAUCUGCUGGAUGACCCACCUGAGACCAUAUAUGUUCACCAUGAGGAACGUCCAGAAGAGUUUGGAAGUGCUGGAGAGCAAGUUGAGGAGCUUGCAGAAGAGAAUAAAUCUCUGAUAUGGUAUCUUGUAAAGCAAGUUCGUCCUGGUAUGGAUCUGUCAAAAGUUGUCCUGCCUACUUUUAUAUUAGAGCCACGGUCAUUUCUUGACAAGCUGUCUGAUUCCUACUAUCAUGCUGAUAUUCUUUCACAGGCAGUACUGGAGGAUGAUGCCUUUACCAGAAUGAAGGGUGUUGUAAAAUGGUACCUGUCGGGUCUUUAUAAAAAACCAAAAGGCUUAAAGAAACCUUACAAUCCAAUCCUUGGUGAAACAUUCCGCUGUUACUGGGAGCAUCCAAAUUCAUCUCGGACUUUUUAUAUUGCUGAACAGAUUUCACAUCAUCCUCCAGUGUCAGCAUUUUAUGUAACCAAUCGGAGAGAUGGAUUCUGCAUCAGUGCCUCAAUUUUAGCAAAAUCAAAAUUCUAUGGGAAUUCUACAUCAGCUAUUUUAGAUGGAGUGGCUGUUCUAACAUUCCUUCCACGUGGUGAAGACUAUAGCAUUACCAUACCGUAUGCACAUUGUAAAGGUAUCCUCAUGGGAACACUAACUAUGGAACUGGGUGGGAAGGUCACAAUAGAAUGUGAAAAAACAGGAUACCGCACUGAAAUUGAGUUCAAAUUGAAGCCCUUUCUGGGUGGUGCAGAACAGACAAAUAUGAUAUCGGGACAGUUAAAGUUGGGGAAGGAAACCUUGGCAACGUUGGAUGGAUACUGGGACAGCAGUGUAUUCAUCAAAGAUCGGCGUACAGGGGAGGAGCAACUUCUGUGGAAGCCUACACCUGAGAUAAAAUCAAAGAGGUUGAAACGUUACACAGUUCCUAUUGAACAUCAAGGUGAAUGUGAAUCUGAAAAUUUAUGGCAACAUGUCACUGCAGCAAUUCUACGAGAUGACCAGGUUGCUGCUACAGAAGAGAAGACGGUUUUGGAAGAAGCACAGAGGGCUGCAGCAAAGGAACGUAAGAUAAAGGGUAUUGAAUGGAUACCAAAACAUUUUGAGCAGGAUAUUAUAUCUGGCCAGUGGGUUUACAAACAUGCUGAUCUACGGCCAUGGGAUCCCCGCAAUGAUGUAUUGCAAUAUGAAUACAGCUAUGUAAUUCAGACAAAAACAAGACACAGGACACCAAUGAUCCGUACUGCCAGCAUUGUCAGUGUUGAUCCUCAGAAUACACUUCGUCAAACAGAAUCACGCUCAUCUGUAACAGUAAUAAAGUCAUCGAAACACCAGCUUUCUACGCAAGUGAGUCCAGUUGACAGGAACAGUGGAAGCUCAUCCCCAGAAUUCCACAGUGAUUCCAGCCACACUGAAAGGCAUAAAAGUAGUUCUUGUGGGUCUGCAAGAGUGAAAGAAAGCCUCGCUGUAAUGCAGUCACAUCUUCAAGAACAGCACGAAAGGUUAUCUCGCAUUCAGCAUAAUCUAGAGCAGUUGGGGAAGCUACAAAGGGAGCAAGAGAAGGAGAGACAACUUAAUUUUAACAGGCAGUUAUACCGUGCAGCUGUUUUACUUAUUGUGAUUCAGUCCUUCAUAACAAUUAUUUUCUCUUACAUCGUUCAGUGGAAGUAAUUUACUAUUGGGUGACAUAUCUGUGUGAGCAUAUGCUUAACACAGCUGUGUACCUACUGUGACAGCUAUAGAAGAAAAAACAACCCUCUGUGAUAUAUUUUGUUUGGUUUCAAAAUGGCAUCUUUGAUCAUAAUAGUGAACUGUUUUAGUUGCGUUUAAAAUGGCACAUAUGUCCCAUAAAACAUUUGUAAACUUUUGUAAUACUGUCACUGUAAAUUGAGCUGAUAAUGUAAGUUACGUUCUGGUACCUCACAUUUUAUUUAAAAUGUGCUGUGACUGUUGUGCAGCUGUUUCCCAGUGAACUUAGAUUGUUCAGAUGUUGUAGAUAUUAUUUCGUUUCUGUGUAUGUAUGAAAGAGUGGUAAAUAUUGAGCCUAGUCUGUCUAGGGGCAUGGAUGAUCAGACUUGUGUUCUUUUAAAAUUUGGCGGAAAGAAAGUAAACAAGCAUCUUGCUUCUGUGUCAUUGUCAAGUGAGUGAAACUGAAAUGUGAUGUGCUUCCAACUCCCCCCCCCCCCUCUCUCUCUCUCUCUCUCUCUCUCUCUCUCUCUCUCUCACUUUGUGUGUGUGUGUGUGUGUGUGUGUGUGUGUGUGAGAGAGAGAGAGAGAGAGAGAGAGAGAGAGAGAGAGAGAGAAAAGCUGUGGUGAAAUUUGCUGUAUUAUAUUUACAUAGUUCUUUUUUUUUUUUAAGUAAACUAUGCUCGGCAGCUAUUUUCUCGUGUCAUAUUCAGUUAGACCUAACUAGUGAUUGCUCUAAUAUUUUACUUUUACAGUCCAGUGAUGUCACUGUAGUUAUUAUUUUGUUGCUGUUUAUGUAGCCAGAUCUUAGUUUUUUCUCGGUCUUACCUUGCUGCAAGAAAGUUGUGAGGAAAAAUUGUUGUAAAUGGUGCUAUGUGCACAUACAUUAUAUAUGUGUGUAAUGAUUCAGUGUUUUGAAAUACAUGAAGUCUUGUGCAAGUAAGGGUGUAGGAUGCUUUAAAAUUUCUGAGAUGUAAUUGGUGAAUGACAGAAGCACAAGACAUCCUUUAUUUCGUAUCUGUAAUCUUGUACUUCACGUCCUGUAAAUUUGCUUAUCCUGUCAAAUGGGAGUAGUGCUGCUGCCACCUGUCAGUCUGUAAUAUAAAGUUAAACAAAUUCUGGACCUUGUUGUUUUGUGCUUGUUAUAUAUUUGAGAUGAAAGUGUUAAUGCCUGCUGUAUUAAUCCAAGAGAAACCACAAAAAACAUAGAUGUUAAUCAUGAGGUGUAUUUUAUCAGUGACUGUACAGUGUAUCCUUUGUCUGGAAACAGUUGAGUUAAUGCUUAGAAAACUUUUUGCAUUAGAUGUAGCAAUUAGUAUUUCAUAUAUCAAAAGUAGAUAGCUAGCAGCAGAAAUAGGUUUCACUAACCUUCAUUUGAAAAAUCCUGGAAGCAUAGCGAGUUCACAUAUCUUUCUUUAUUCUACCAGAAACUGUGUUGCUUGGGAAGUUUUUUAAUCAUUAUUAUUAUAAUAGAGACUGCAAGGAACAGAUGACACCUCUGUUUAAACAUUUGUCUGCUACAUUUUAUGGUAAGUCAUUAAGAACUGUACACUGGCCUAUCUGAAAUUGUACAUAAGGUACACACAAUGGUUGGUGUGGGUAGACUGUGAAUCAAUAUGCACUGAAACAGUACUUGUUUGAUAGUGAAUACAGUAGGACACAAGGAGUCAAGGAGACAAAAUUGUUGAUUGGUAUCCAGUGAAAUCAGACAAUGUGGGGAGAAGCAGCUCAUUUAUAACAGAUGCGAGAAUUAUACCUUUGUUCAUGGGGGGGAAAGAGGCUAGGGUACAACAGGUUGAGAAAUAUACCUUUGAUCAUGAAGUUUAGCUGUUAAUUUUAAAACUGCCAUGGGGUUUCUCUGAAAAAAGUUGUGGAAGCUGUUCUGACAAGGGUAACAGGUUAAAGAUUCUAGAAUGUUGUUCAGACAACUGUAGAGAGAAUGAACAUUUAUAUUGUUUUACCAUUUGAAUAUUACCAGUUAAUUUCAGUGAUCCAGUGAAUUACUAAAUAAUAUUUAUCGUACACAAACUAAAAACAUAUGAUGUCAAUUUUUCAUAUUCUGUAAUGACCAUGAACAACUUGUUUCAUUUUUAAGAUAUGGACACUCCUACAGGUAAGCCAUGAAGUCAUAAACUGUACAUAGCAUUCACUCGAAAAGUAAGCACAAAAUUGCAUUCUCCACAUUGCUCGAAUUUCAAUCUGAAGUAAGAUUAGUGCAUCAUUAUAACUUUAGUUGGCCUACAAACAGAAAAGAGAAUUCUGAAAAUAAUUAAUAACACGUUGUUUGACACGACAUUCUCUACAAUAAUAAUAAACAUACAGAAGUUUCAUGAAGUAUGAUUAACAAAGAAUCCAAAAGAUGUGCACGUGUAAGCUACUGCUGAUGCAAUAAAUAAAGAAAACUGUUGUGAUGAUAUCAAUUUAAAACUGUAGGUUAGUAGAUGGAAAGCAUGGCAUAAAUAAUGGUAACAUGCAUUUUACUGCAACAGCAAGAUGUAGAAAAGAGGAAUUCUAAUAAACAGUUAAAAAGCACCUGGCUCCCCCCCCCCCCCCCUCCCCCUUACACACACACAAAACAAAACAAAACAAGGGUAAAUUCUAUAAGUGACUAUCGUGAAACUGAAAUGUGUCAGAAGCAUUGCCUUGGAAAAGACAGGGAAAUUUACUAUCAGUCUUUCUUUAAAUGUAGAUUGUGUUGUUAAAACUGUCUCAACACAAAAAUUUGUGAUAAUAUUGGACCCAUAGUCAGUGCUCUCACAUAUGACUAAAAACUGAGUUCCCAUCCGUGCAGUGAAACAAAAUUAUAUCACAGCAGUUCAGAGAUCAGUUGUCUUUGUAUAUAUAUUUAAACAAAUACUCUGAGUUUUCUAAAGUUAACUAUUACCUACACUGGCUUACGAGCAUUAAACUACACAGUUCUUUAUCCGGUCUUGUAUUUUUUUUUUAAUUAUUUCAUAAGCAGAUAUCUCCUAAGAUGACACCUUUGUUAGCAUGAUAUAUCACUGGAUCUGGACACUGUUACAAACCUCUUGAACAGAAAAAUUUUUAUGUUGUAGCUACAGAAUAGCAUAGUUAACUGCUAUUCCAAAUGGAUAUACCCUAAAUAAACCAUGCUUAGCAUUUGUGGAAAAACUUUAAAAUAUUUCAGGUCACCAAAAGGAAUCAUUCGUAGGGUACAUAGUGACUUUUAAAUAAUUUCUGAAAUUUCAGAGCUCUUCUCAUGUGUACACACUUAAAGAAAUCUAACAUUAGUGCAACUGGAUGAUUGGAAAAAAAGUGCCUGAUCAUAUUACAAAUGUUCUUUGUGGGAAAAUAAAUCUUAACAGUUACACAGGCUGUACAUAUAAUUGUGGAAUAAAGUGGAAUUGUAUUUUGAAAAAGAAACAAAUGAUGGUGAUGUCUUUAUUAUUACUUUUAGGGGGAGAUGAGGUGAUUAUAAAUGUGACCAAAAUCUUGUUAAUAUAUUUCUAAGCAACAAUGACACCUUCAGCACAGAAAAACUAUUGAUUAGUUGUAACUGAUGAUAUCCAAAAUAAUAAAUUUGACAUACACACAUGCAGUUUUGUGCAGCUACUUUCCUGUUCUCCCUAUGAUUGGCUAUAGUUUUCACUGUGUUCAUAUAAUUGGGAACUUUGUCUGUUGUGGAAACUUUUGACAAAUAACAAAUAAUAAUGAAACCAAUUACACUUUGUAUUGUACAAGACUGUGUUACAUAGGCUGUUAUUCCCUGAGAGUUUAUUUUGCAUUUUUAUUUCACUUGUUUUUAAACUUUGUAGUGUGCAUUCUUGGAGUCCUCGUGCCUAGAUUCUUGCAACAGUAAAAUAAUACCAGUAUCAAAUAAUUAUAGAAUUAUAAAAUUAGAUUUAAAAUUGUUUGUCUUAAUUUUCUUUUGUAUUGAUAUGGAACUACACU
This is a messenger RNA of Schistocerca serialis cubense, 6832 nucleotides long. It is a transcript of the gene Orp8, whose product is annotated as oxysterol-binding protein-related protein 8. Gene Ontology annotation, molecular function: cholesterol binding. Gene Ontology annotation, cellular component: cytosol; intracellular membrane-bounded organelle; membrane. The record is from RefSeq and is a predicted model, not a curated record. NCBI's taxonomy places the organism in Eukaryota, Metazoa, Arthropoda, Insecta, Orthoptera, Acrididae.